Messenger RNA from Cydia pomonella (codling moth), 10706 nucleotides. Its product is annotated as solute carrier family 35 member C2. The transcript has 7 exons. Lineage: Eukaryota; Metazoa; Arthropoda; Insecta; Lepidoptera; Tortricidae. Gene Ontology annotation, cellular component: Golgi apparatus; cis-Golgi network; endoplasmic reticulum-Golgi intermediate compartment. The coding region runs from base 159 to 1358 and encodes 399 amino acids. The record is from RefSeq and is a predicted model, not a curated record. Gene Ontology annotation, molecular function: antiporter activity. Gene Ontology annotation, biological process: UDP-glucose transmembrane transport.
CCGUCCCGUCAUACGUGACGUUUCUAUCCCAUCGUACACAGGAGUAAACGAAAUAAAAUAAAAAAAUACACAAAAUUAUUAUAGUUCCUAUUCAUUGCAUUUAGUAGCUGCUAUGCAGCUGAGUGAGUUUGGGAUACCCGGACAGUCCUGCGCCCGCAAUGCCAGGGGUAAAAUAUGAGCAGCUGUCAACCAAAGCUGAAGUGGAAGAAGAUGUAACUACUGCUAAACCUAAGAAGAAAUGGUCUGAGGUCUGGUGCCAGAAGGGUCUGCUGUCUCUAGGGUUAAUUCUUCUGUACUUCUCACUGUCGAUCGGACUGACUUUCUACCAAAGAUGGCUAUUGAAGGACUUCCGCUACCCCCUAACGGUAGUGAUGUACCACUUGAUAGUGAAAUGGUGUCUGUCCGUGUGCGUCCGCUGCGCUCGUCACUUCGUCACCGGCUCGAGCCAGUUGGUGCUGCCGUUCAUGACGUGCUUACGCUCCGUGGCGCCCACAGGACUCGCAAGCGGCAUAGACGUGGGAUUCUCUAACUGGGGCCUGGAGCUGGUGACCAUCUCGCUAUACACCAUGACGAAGUCCACGACCAUCAUCUUCAUACUUGGCUUCGCUAUCUUACUCGGUUUAGAGAGGAAGUCGUGGUCCCUAGUCGGCAUUGUGUUCAUGAUAGCCGCCGGCCUCAUCAUGUUCACAUACAAGGCCACCGCCUUCAACCUGCUCGGCUUCAACUUCCUCCUGGUGGCGUCGUUCGCCGGGGGUCUUCGGUGGACGUUCGCCCAGUUGCUGAUGCAGCGGGCGAGACUCGGGCUGCAUAAUCCGGUGGACAUGGUGUUCCAUGUGCAGCCGUGGAUGUUUCUGUCGCUGCUGCCCUUCGCCCUGCUGUUCGAAGGUCUAUCCUGCUUCGAGUACCUGCUGUCCCUGUCGCAAGGGGCGCUAGUGCCGACGCUGAUAAAGGUGUCUGGUGGCGCCACCAUCGCGUUCCUCAUGGAGAUCUCUGAGUUCCUCGUGGUGACCUACACCUCUAGCUUGACGCUGUCCAUAGCGGGUAUAUUUAAGGAGAUGUGCAUUCUAGUCUUGGCCGUGGAAGUGAGCGGGGACCGACUGAGCGCGAUCAACGUGGCCGGCCUCGGCGUGUGUCUCCUGGGCAUCAUCGGACACAUUGUACAUAAGGUCCUUUUCAUAAAAUCCGUAACGGGCGCUGUGCCAUUAGACGACGACUUUCAACCCGUCGGCCGCUCCCGGACGCCCAAGGGCGGCGGCGAACCCCUCCUCGAGGGUAAGUGGACGCACCCGAGCGACGACAGCGAUGUCGAUGCUAAUGUGGUACUGUUUGAGGUGCUGCAGAGAAGAGACGGGAGGUAGGGAGGUCUGCUAGAUAAAAAUAUUGAGCAACUUUCACAAGUCAAUGCAACAUUUGGAGAUAAUAUCGCCGUUGUGACUACUUAUGACUUGUGGAAGAGCGCUUUUGUGUGAUAAUAUAGUACAUUGUGCAACGAGGGGGGUAAGUGAAAUUUUGGAUACGAAUUAAAGACCCUAGUUUGCAAUAUUCUUACCCCCGAAGUUACACGCAAUGUUUUUCAUCACACUUGCGAAGAAAAAAUAAUUCUUAAAUACGGUGAUAUAUCAAACAUUCGUCCGCCAUUUUGUAAUUUCUUGACAGGUUAGCAUCGAGGGCACAGACCUAUUCGGCAUUCGAAUAAAUUAAACGGCUGUUAAAUCAAACUAAUUAUUUCAUUUUAAACAUAAACAAAAAUAUUAAACAAUAAACGUCAGUAUUUUAAAAGUAAAACUCAUUUAUGCUACUUGCUUUAUAUGAAUAAGUGACAUAAUAAAAAAAAAUUAUAACUCCCGCGGGAACAAAAUAGGCCUUUGUCCUUCAGUACAUCUGCAUGAAAUAAGAACUUUUUCGAGCAAAUGUGAUGAAAAUAUAUAAGCAGUGGUGCUGCUUUGAUUGUCGAAAAGUAUCGUCAAAGGGCCCACUUAUUAACAGCCCGACGGACCUACCGCGAACCACGUUCGACGUGUUGCCUCUCUAUCGCACUUAUAAAUUCGUACGUAAGUAUGACAGAGAGGCAGCACGUCGAACGUGGUUCGCGGUAGGCCCUCGGACAUAGAAGUUUUUGUGGCAAAAUAAAGUAAUUGACAAAAUUAAAUAUCGACAUGUCUAUUAUCGAUGUUACCUUAGCGUGAUAUACAUUUUUAACAUUGUAUAAAAAUAUAGCUACCGCGAAAUACACAACACGUUCGAUAUCUUCUUUGAUAACCCUAUUGGUAGUUUUCUUAUUUUUUGACACUGUAUUCUACAGGUUACGUUUUUAUUUUUAAAUACUUUAUAUAUGUAAUAAAUAAAUUAUGAUCGCAUUUGUAAUUGAUAUGUAUUCUUGAAAUUUCCCGGUAAAUUACAGCAAGUAGAAUUUACAUCUUUUAAUUAUUAAUCUAUGACUGACUUAUCGAUGUUAUUAUUUGUCGAUGUUUCAUUUUCUCAAGCACUCGUUUUUGCCACAAAAACUUCUAUGUCUGGUUCUAACUGACAGGCCGAUGCCGUCCGUCGGACUGUUAAUCAGUGGACCCCUUUAGUAUUUUGAAUGGUGCAGACGAGAUUUUAAAGAGAGAUAUGUACUUAUAAGUUAUAAGUAUUAUAUAACUGUAUUAUGGUAAAAAUCAUAGCAGAAGUAAGACUCUUUGGCCGAAAACCGCGCAAGUGACAUUAAAACUGUCAAUGUUUAAGUGGACGCACCGUCAAGGAUAAGUGGACGCACCCUCGAGGCUAAGUGGACGCAAAAAAUAGGAGGUAGGAAGCGGAUACUACCUCUUUUGGUCUAUAGGUCUACCGAUUAACUGAGACGGUUGGUAAGAAGUUAUGGUCAGGUAUUCAUUUGAAUGCAUAAAACGGAUGUAAGGUCACUCAGGGCAAUUGCAACCAUGGGACCAAUGCAACUAUUUACUCUAAUAAUACAAAAAGUAAUGAGCUAGCCUCUUGUAUUCAUGAUAUACUUUCAUCAGUCAUUAUAAUUCUCAUUAUUACUCACUUCUUAAGAGUGCAUUUGCCCCAUAGUUACAACUGUCCAAUAGUUGCAAUUAUCCCACAGUUGCAAUUGUCCUGGCUGACCUUAUACUACAUUAAGUAAAUGAAUAGUAUAUUACGAUCCAAGUGCAAAAAGUUGAGAAAUCGCGACGAGUAGCGAUACAUUAAAACACGACAGAAGGGAGUGUUUUAAAACAACACUAGUUGCAAUUACCUUUUCGCACGUGUAAUAUACAACGUUUUACAGUAUAUAUGGUCCUUUAAAUUUUCAACAUACACACGUAUAGUCCUAGUUACCGCACUGUGCGAAUAGGUAAUUCACAACUCGAGUUGAUUUAAAACACUCCCUUUGGUCGUGUUUGAAUCUAUCGCCACCCGUCAUGAAUUUCCUACUUUUCGCACUUGUAUCCUAAUGUAAACUAGUUUUAGCCAAAAACUCCGCUACCUUCUGCAAGAAGACCGAACAAUUUCUAUACCAAACGCCUGAGAGAAGUCAUAGAAUAUAAUUAGAGUUGUGUGAAAUAUAUGUCGGCGGCCGGUCGUAAUAUCCGCCAGAUCAUAAAAUUCCUAGGCAUAUCGUGAAAAUUAAAAAUCAUCGUCUCGUUCCUUGAGUCGACGGAGCCCUGCUACGCGGGGCUCCUGUUUGUGGAUAGUUUUCCCUUCGAGCGUCUGAAGCAGCCUACCGAAACUAUCCUACCUGCCUAUUGGUUUAGUGUGACUACCGUCAAAACAUUACACAGGAACAUUACAAUCGGGCGGAUAUUACGAUCGGCCACCGACAUAAACAAGAGUUCGAUCAGAAUGUAUAGGUAAUGGUGGUAUUGUAACCCCCUUAUUCAUAAACGUGUACUAAAGUUACGAUGCCGUUGAUCACCGUUUGUCCCUUUCCAUUAUACCAAUACGUCGGAAAGGGACAAACGAUGAUCAGCGGCAUCGUAACUUUAGUACAAGUUUAUGAAUAAGGGGGUUAAUGUUUAGAGCGGUGCAAAUCACCUCGUCACGGCACAAAUAGGUUGAGCUUUGUACAGUCGCCAUCAGAUAUAUCGGAGCGGCCAAGGUGUUCACAAAUAUCUGAACAGAGCCUCUAUUAUCAACACUUUAAGUAUAUUUUUAGGUUUCCGUAUCCAAAGGGUCAAACGGGACCCUAUUACUGAGACUCCGCUGUCCGUUCGUCCGUCCGUCUGUCACCAGGCUGUAUCUCAUGAACUGUGAUAGUUAGCCAGUUGGAAUUUCCACAGAUUAUUUAGUAUUUGUUGUUAUAGCGGUAACUGAAAUAACCGCUAUAACAACAAAUACUAAAAACAGAAUAAAAUAAAUAUUUCUUUCCGAUCUCGAGGUUCUCAUCCAAUCACUGAAGUUAAGCAACGUCGGGCGGGGUCAGUACUUGGAUGGGUGACCGUCUUUAUAGAUAAUGGUACGGAACCCUUCCUGUACGAGUCCGACUCGCACUUGUCCGAUUUUUUUUAUAUUUUUGAGCACUUUGCUUAGAUACUAUGGCAACUUUACCUACGUGGUAAAUACAUAUAUAAUACGGUUUCAAUAAUAAACCGGUUUUAAAAGUUCGAAACCGGUUUAUUAAUACAGAAAACUGGGUAGGACGUAGCCACGUAUGCUAACGUUGAAAAGUAAAAAUGUAACCUAAUUGCAGACCGAAUGAAGAGAGACGUUAUUAUUUCCAUACAUUAUUGUUAUUAAUGUCUAUUUAUCCUAUAGUAUGUGUUUUGAAAUUGUUAACAUUCCUUCGUUGUUAUUAAUUAUUAUUUAGUACGUCUAAAAUAAAACUUUGUUAUCAUUUGGUCACCUCAACAUCGUGAAAUCAAUACUAUAUAAUGAAAAUUAGUUAUAUAAAUGUAAUAUGUUAAUCUGUCUGUGUCACGCUUUUACCGCUGAAUCUAUUUAGAUUAAAUUUGGCAUGAAGAUACAUUACAAUCUCACUAAUCCGGCACUAAUUCUGACACGAGCGCCGGAUUACUGAAAAAUUCGGAUUACUGGGACUUAUUUAUAGCAAAUCUGCUUAUUACGUUGAUGUGUUUUUUAGUAUACAUAUAUACUACUAAUAUACUAAAUUCAAAGAAAAUUGUACAGUUAUUUGGAUUUUAGACACUUAUAUUAUAAAUAUAUUCAAGAGUGAUAAUGUAAGCGCACAUACUCAUCACUUGCACUCCUUUUUUAUUGCCGGAAUAUUGGGUGUACCGGUCCAUCGUAGUGCCGGAUUAUCGAGAUUUCACUGUAGUCUCUGUCCUGGGGAAGGACCUAGGAUAAUAUCUCCCGGAAAUCAUCCUUUAAGGGGUUGAAAAUGGGUGUGGCAUUUACUAUGGAAGUCGGAUAGAUCGUGUCAUUAACGAAGACGCAUGCCUUGACUUGUAUUAUCAUAUUGUUAAAGGUUAGAUUUGACAAAUCUGCGCGUCAUCGUGGAUGACACGAACUAUAUGUAUAUGAAAAUAAGAAUUCUACGCAGAUGAAGUCGGACAGAAGCUAGUUUAUAUAAGUUUUAAUUUAGACGUACCUUUAAGUAUUUUGUAUACUAAGUGUUUUACACUUUUUACACUUUUCCUAUGUCUAACAUUCCAAUAUAAACCCUAACUUAAGAUUUGAUGUUUCUAAUUUUUAUACAGUUAGCUAUUAUGGUUAUCGUAAAAAAUAAACAGUUAUUGAUUGUAUAAUUUAUAGACGAGGCGUCAAGAAAAAAUGUGCGACAUAGAUAGCUUGAAAAGAUGGCGGCGUGCCAUUGAUAUCUUUUGUGUAUGUGUCUGCGGCCGAUCGUAAGAUCAGGCAGAUCGGAAUUUUUCUAGGCGUAUCGUGAAACGUGAAAAUCUUUUGUCUCUUUCCGUUAGUCGACGAAGCCCCAUAUUCCUGGACAGUUUGCCCUUCGGCCAUCUAAAGCAACCUAACGAACCUAUCUAUUGGUUUAAUGUGACUACCGUCAAAACAUUACACCAGGAACAUUACGAUCGGCCGCCGACAUAUGGAAGGUAUAUGUUACUAAAGCGUCCAGCUGUAAGCUAUAAAUAACAGUACCAAAUCUCUCUAGAGUGGCGCUAGAGUAGCAAGAGGGUAUUAAAUGACUUGAAAAUUUAAUUGAAUAUCUAGUGAUGCUCUGACUUUAAAUCGGCAUAUUUAUCAAUUAUCAACAUACCUACAAAAAUGUAAUAAUUUUAAAUUCAGUAUCGAAUUUUUUAGUAAUUUUUAGAGCAAAGUAGGCACAUUCGGUAAUUCAUAAACCGGAUUUAAAUAACCGGUUAUUUUCGGGAAUGGAAUCCAUAAUAUAUCCAAAAAUAGUUGGGAAUUUUGUAAAAUUUCGUCACACAAUGGAAUAUACUAAAUUGUAUGUGAAUUUAAUUUUGCUGGUUGACAUUACCAAAGAUUACCAGCGGCAUUAUCAAAGUUCAUUUGAUAGAAAAUGCCAAUCAACAUGGGUGUAUCUCGCCUAAGACGACCUCUACCCCAUACAAACGUAAUCCUCAUUUUCCUCUAUUGGAUAUUGAUAUUAUCGAAAAUAUUGCACAAUCUGUUAUAUACUCAAUACUCAAUAUCUUUAUUGUUCAUAAGGAAAAAUCCGUGCAGUAGUGGAUACACAGUAUCUAUAAAAUCAUAUCAAAUUAAAACAAAAAAAUUGAUAAUAAAAUUAAUAAAUGACACAAAAUUAAAAUGGAUGGUUCAUUUCGAUUAGAAUAAUAAUGAAUUAUUACAAUGAAUUAAUACAACACAUCAGAAAAUUCAACAAAUAAUAAUAACAGCCCAAAACAAUAAAAAUAAAAUGAGUGUGAUUAUCCGUCUAAAUUAAUCGAAUACUUAUCUUGCCAAAGUAUUUUAACCAUAGCUAUGCCUCUUUGUAUGACUUUUUUGUUUGAGUUUGAAGCGAAAAAAAAAUGCGAAAAAAAGCGAAAAAUAUAUAUCAAAACGCGUAAAAAUAUUUUCGAUAAGGCUAAUAUUUAGAGAGGAAAUGGGAACUACGUUUGUAUCAUAGAGAUAUACGUUCAGAAAGAGUGUCACUCCAUACAUCAGUUUUCUUACCAAAACGCGUGUUAUUUCAUAUUCGACAUCUGGCGUCAAAUAGCGGAAUUUAUCAAUACUGCUAGUUGAUAAUAGAUGUCGCGACAAACGAAAACUCUAAUGCUCAACAAUUUUCAGCUAAUAUUAUAAUCAUAUAAUAAUAAACUCUAUUUUCAACUCUUUCUGAUUGUAAUAUUAGUUGUAAAUUGAUUUGGUAAUACAUUUUUCGUCCGUCGCGACAUCUGGGCGACUACCGGGAAAAUUGAAAUUCGUCAAUUGCGGGCAUUUUUCUCUGUCACUCUAAUUACGUUUUAGUGAGAGUAAAAGAGAAAGAUCCCCGCAAUUUGCGAAUUUCGAUUUUCACACGUACACUUACGUACGAAUUUAUGUGUGCGACAGAGAGGCAACACGUCGAACGCGGUUCGCGGUAGGCCCUCUGGUAUCUCGUAGCGGUACGAUAAAUUCACUUGACGUUAGAUGUCGACUACGGAAUAACUCGCGUCUUGGUAAGAAAACUAAGUUACACUCUUUCUUUACGUAAGUAUAUUAUGGGUGUCGCCUGUAACACGAGCAAUAAAUUUAACUGUAGGUUGCACUCCUCAAACUUACCAACAUUUGUUCAGCGAUUUCUGAAAAUUAUGAAUUCUUUAGACUUCCUAUUUUUCAUACAAAUUAAAUAUUACCUUCAAUGUCAUCAGUGUAAUUGACGUUUAUUGUCACGCUUUAAACAACAAAAUUCGCAAUACAUUGCGUCUUAGAAUAAACUACGCAUUCACUGCCAGCAACCCGCCAGGCGGGCGCUCAGUCCGUAGUCGCUUUUCGCUACAUACGCAUUUUCCCAUGUUAUCGGCUACGCUCGUAGCGCGUAGCACGCGCUGGCACUGAAUGUGUUAGUGUUCCGUAAAACCACCCAACUAUAGUCCAAAACUCCCAACUAUGGUCCACAAAUAAACUCAAUUUUUCUCGUUCAGGUGUGUAUUUUACUAUAUUUUAGUAGUUCUAAGGCAAAGUAUGUUUAUAAAUGGAAGGUAAAACUAGGAUUAAACCACAAGGAACAUUGGUAUAGAUACUUAAUUUCCUUUUGAACUUGUGGACCAUAGUUGCAGUAUUGGACUAUAGUUGGGUAGUUUUACGGUUCUAAAAAUCAAAAUAAAAGUUAUUUUAAAAGAGCUGGACUAAUGUUGGUCAGUUUGAGGAGUACAGCCUACAGUUCAAUUGUUUGUUCCUGUUACAGGCCACACCCAGUAUAUAUACGUGAUUUCGUCCCUUUUUCUCUUAAAAGAGGUUGAGAGCAGUAUGUAAAUAUGUGAAUACAUAGUACAUAAUGUGAAUUCUUCAUCACAACUUGUAUGAAACUUUUCACAUUCUCCCGUGUACAGUAGACGUAAACAUCUAUACGGCUGGGAGUUCUGAAAUAUCUAUACAUCCUCGAUAAUCAUGACGUUCAUAUCAAUACUAUAGAACUAGAACUACUGUCUUAGAUAUUAUAGCUUGGAGGAUUUAACAACUGGAGUCGCCUUUAAGAGCUUACCCCUCUGUCGAUAACAUCGGCCAAUGGUCAUAUGUACUUUAUGGACUGACGUUUAUCUGACAUGGCUAUAUGUAUGUUACUUAAAACCCUUCCCCAAAAAUCGGCAGACUGUUUUGUGAAGAAAAUGACAAACAAGGCGUCUCCAGUUAAAUCUUCCAAGUGCUGGGUUGUAGAGGCCUGUACCCCUAGUGUAAAUUUAAUCGACAUCAUAACGUGACGAACGCGUUUGCGUUAAGUCUCAUUUUGUAUAGGAUUUUGAGUUUCCAAAACGUCCCGCUUGGCGCGCUCUUUCUAAAUCACAUACAAAAUGAGACUAAACGCAAACGCGUACGUCACGUUUCGAAAUCGAAUUUAUUUACACUAGGGGUACUGUUUAAAAACUGAUUUAAACCGAUUUUUGUACCACAAUUUGUAUUUAUUAUUUAGAGUAGAGAGGAAUUUAAUACUUUUGUAACUAAUAUCAAGCAGAUAUUUUUGAAUUCUUUGUCGUCUAACCUGCUUCCGUAUUGAUGUAUUUUUUUUUACUUAAAAUGAGACUAAAUUAGCUGUAGUAACUAUUUAGGUUAAUCCGUGGGUAAAACUGAAAGUUUCUGGAAUGAGCCAUUUAGAGGUCACGCAAUGAAAAUUGAAACUUAUUGUCUAUUUUUAGAUACAAUUUGUUCGGUGAUUAUUUGUAUUUUAGGAAUGCUGUUUGUAAAUUAUAUGUGAAGGCUUUUUAAGCUUUAACAAAAAUUAAGAUUGCAGGAACUUUCAGUAUGAACUGAAUAUAGCGGUGGUUUCUUUCCUAUGAAUUAUACUGUACUUCAAAUAACUACUUACUUGUAAUAUUUACUAGUACUUCAUCGCGAAACGUCGCGCGACCUGAUUUGGAGUCGCGACAAGAUGUGCUAGGAUUUAAUACUUAGAUGCAUGAAGUAUCCAUUUUGAUACUGAAACCAGCUCCAACGAUAUAAAUAUUAAUUUAUAAAGCCUGCCUAGUAAUAUAUGAUCACGCGCCAAUGCGCCAUAUUGCGGAAUUUCAUUAGAACUAAAGUUUUACAUAAAUCAUGAUAAACCGAAUUGUCACCAUAUACAUGAGAAAAAAGCCGCCCAUGAAGGGUUCCGUACCAUUUAUGACGUAUUAAAAAAAACUACUUACUAGAAGAUCUCGUUCAAACCAAUUUUCGGUGGAAGUUUGCAUGGUAAUGUACAGUCAGCGUCAAAUAAUUCGUAGCAGUCAAAGUGGCGAAAUAGUUCGGUACACCAUACUAAAUAUAUGGUGUACCGAACUAUUUGGCUACUUUGACUGCUACGAAGUAUUUGACGCUGACUGUACAUCAUAUAUUUUUUUUUAGUUUUAUCAUUCUCUUAUUUUAGAAGUUACAGUGUACGAAAAUCUAUCUGGAAAGCGUCUCUUCUUUAGUGAAUUUGGUUGUUUUAGUAUAAGUAUUACUACUUCAUGCAUCUACGGUUUAAAUACAAAUUACUUACAACUUUUUUGUCCAGUACCCCUAGUGUAAAUAUUUUCGACAGCGAAACGUGACGUACGCGUUUGCGUUAAGUGUUAUUUUGUAUGAGAUUUUUGACGUUCCAAAACGUCCCGCUUGGCGCGCUGUUCAAAAACCCAUACAAAAUGAGACUUCGCAAACGCGUACGUCACGUUUCGAAAUCGAAUUUAUUUACACUAGGGGUACAGUUUUAAAACCACAUUUGUAAUAUGAGUAUUUUGGGCCCUAUUUCAUAAAAUCACAAGUCUUAACCGGUAACACCGGUAAAGAUCUCUAGUCACCGGCAAGUGCGAACACGCUUUACUUUUGCCAGUUUGUGAAAUAGGGCCUUCGCAGUCUUCACACAGACGUGUGUGAACGAGAUAGCAAUAUGCGUGUAUAUAGCGAGGUGCCGCUCGCACACGCGGACCCGCAUAUGGGAAGGCCGCUUUAAGUUUGACUUUUUUAUUACAAUCGUAAUUUUAUAUAAAUUGAUACCGGUAACUUGUCUCUUGGGCGCCUAUGGCGAACAUCAACACCAAAAUUUUGUGUAUCUCCAUCUCUAUCGCUCGAAUAUGCAAAAUAGAGUAGCGAAUAGGCGAUUUUGGUAUGAUGUUCGCGGUAGUUCCCGGAUCAUUGGACCAAUGUGAAACUCCAGAGAAAUGUAAUAUAUUGUGUGUAUUUGAAAUACGAAA